This is a messenger RNA of Plectropomus leopardus (leopard coralgrouper), 1392 nucleotides long. RefSeq names its product natural killer cells antigen CD94-like. NCBI's taxonomy places the organism in Eukaryota, Metazoa, Chordata, Actinopteri, Perciformes, Serranidae. The record is from RefSeq and is a predicted model, not a curated record.
CGCAGACAGCAGAGAGAGCAGCAUCAGAAUACAGCAAAGCUUCAUAUUUAUGAUUCAAAAAUACAAACUAAAGAGAAGCACCUUGUGUUAGAUAAAUACAGCAACAGAUCGACAGCAACGCGCUGCACUAUACAGAAAAUUCAGACUACUGUGAAGUGACAGCGACCUUUCUUCCACCUUAAAAUGUCCUCCAACAUUUAUGAAGACCCAAAUUUAACGAUGAAUGUGAAAUACUGCAAAGGAGCCAGAGAGGAGAGCGGGGACAGAGAGGAGAGACUGGUGGACAUCUACCAGAGUGUGGACUCAGACCAACACGUGUGUGCACAGGAUCGAGGGGCACACUCCAAAAAGCAUUUUGCAGCGGUCCAGAGAAACCGUUUUAAACCCGCGGCACUGGUUCUGGGUCUGCUGUGUCUCCUGCUGGCAGCUGGAGUCACUGUGCUGUCUGUACUCUAUAGUUUAACGGCUUUGGAAAAAGUCCAGCUGCAGAUCAGUAAUGACGAGCUGCAGAGACGUUUUACCAACCUGAGCGACAGUUUCUGCCAGACAAAGGACCAGACAAAGGGGAACAUCACAGAGUGGAGGAGAUUUCGAUGCAGAUGUUACUUCAAAUCCACUGAGAGGAAAAGCUGGACAGAGAGCAAGAGGGACUGUCAGAGCAGAGGAGCAGAUCUGGUGGUAAUAAACGACAAAGCUGAACAUGAUUUUGUCAGUGAACAUGUAGAUUCCUGGAUCGGCCUGCAGCCAGUGAAAGACCAGUGGGGAAAGGCUUGGGAAUGGCAAUGGGUGGAUAAAUCAAAUACAAAUUAUUGGCCCUGGCAGCCAGAGGUGAUGCCUAACCCUGUACACGGGGCUGCAUCGACAACAUACAUUAAUCUGAAGGGACCCUGGGAUCAAACCAACGAGGGAUCCAAACGAUGGAUCUGUGAGAGACAGAUCUCUUCAGUCUGACAUGUGACAUGCAGCUGUGUUGUUAUGGGUUUGAUUCUUGCUGAGGACCUUUACUCUCUUUAUCAUGAGCUCUUACUGCCCUCCCUUAAAAACAUCUUAAUAAAGACAAACAUGAGAAAGUUAAAUGUAAGACAUUACUCAGAAGUGAUAAAUGGUGGAUUUAAAAAAAAGCCGAAAUGUUCAUGACGUUAAAGAAAAUAAAAUCAUAUUGAAAGAAACACACAGUUAGACUUUUCUGCUACUCUUCGAGCCUGAACAGUGCAACAGGUGCAGCUAAAACUGUUCAGUUUGUCCUGAGUGUAACUAGAGGAAAAGUCACAGGGAUCCAGAACGAAAACGGUUCAUCCACUGCGGUGCACGGCAGUACCGUGUGAAUUUCACAGAAAUCUGCCCUUCACAUCUUAGUGUCGUCAGGGUGCCAACACAAAUGUUUUCAGAGAA